ACAUUCAUGUGACCGCGGUAGAGAGGCGGGGUCACAAUGUAAUAAUUUAGGUGCUACAGUAUAACCAGUAAAGUGUCUGUGAUAACUGAGCGCAUCUGUUCGCCGUCGCGCUCUCUUUCCUCUCGCCACGGAUCUAUAAGAGACCAGUCUCGGAUGUCAAAUGAAAUUUCUAAAGGAGGCGCCGCCAGAUGGGACUGAAUCUUAACACAUUCAUAUGAGGAGGCUGUCACAGUGCGGCUGGGUCGAGUGGAUGGACUGAGUAAUGCUGACGUGCUGCUCUGUCCUAUCAGGCUGAUGUAUGUUCCCAGUGAGGAGACUACAGUCCUCAGGAGCCACAUAGCACCACCCCUCCACCUUCACCACCGUCUCCUCUUCUUUUUCUAGGGGCAUGCCUUCUGAACCCAGCCUCAGCAGUAGGGAGAUGCUGACAGGACAGAGGCUCUGUCAGUCAAAGUCCCACCAGGACUCGGUCCUCUCUGCCCUCAACCAGCAGAGGAAGGAGGGCUUGCUGUGUGAUGUCACUCUGGUCGCCGGAGAGCAGAAGUUCCACGCCCACAAAGCCGUCCUGGCAGCGUGCAGUGAUUACUUUAGGGCUAUGUUCAGCUUGUGCAUGGUGGAGAGUGAGGCAGAUGAAGUGACUCUGCAAGGGGUGACCAGCAUUGGACUGAAACAUGCAUUGGACUUUGCCUACACUGGACAGAUCCUGCUGGAGCCGACGGUGAUCCAGGACGUCCUGUCUGCAGGCAGUCACCUUCAGCUGCUGGAGCUCCUCAGCCUCUGCUCCCACUACCUCAUCCAGGAGCUGAGCAGUGUGAACUACCUGGAGCUGUACCGCGUGGCCGACCUGUUCCACCUCCCCGCCUUAGAGGAGGCUGUGGUGGGCUUCCUGGUGGAGCAUUUGUCUGAGCUGAGCCAGAGCAGGCAGGACGAGGCCCUGCAGCUGCCCUACCGCCUCCUCAGGGAGGUGCUGAAGAGCGACCACCUCACCUCCCUGAGCGAGGAGGAGAUAUGGAAGCUGGUCGUUCUGUGGCUUGAACAUGACUGUCGCUACCAGUACACUGAGGAUCUACUCCAACACGUCCGCUAUGGCCUGAUGGAUGUCCCCACACUACACCACCUUGCCCGUAGUCACCCUCUGGUCCAGUCCAGCCCUACCGCUGCUGCCCUCGUGGACGAGGCCCUGGACUACCACCACGCCACCUUCGCUCAGCCUCUGCGCCAGUCUGCCCGCACCAGGCCCCGUUUCCAGUCCCUCACUCUCUACAUAGCUGGUGGACGGAAGCGGGAGGUGAGCAGAGUCAGGGAGCUGCGCUACUUCAACCCGGCUGCGCAGGAGCACGUACGCGUCGCAGGCGGCUCAAACUGGAGCGAGCUGGCGCCCAUGCCCACUGGGCGCAGCCACCACUGUGUGGCUGUAAUGGGGAACUUCCUGUUUGUUGUGGGUGGAGAGGUAGAGCACGCCACUGGGAGAACAUGUGCAGUAAGGACUGCUUGUCGAUACGACCCCAGGGGUAACUGCUGGACCGAAAUUGCCUCCAUGAAGGCCUGCAGAGAACACUUUGUCCUUGGUGCUCUUGGUCAGUACCUGUACGCUGUGGGGGGCAGGAAUGAGCUGAGGCAGGUGCUUCCAUCUGUGGAGCGCUACUGUCCCAAGAGGAACAAGUGGAUGUUUGUCCAGCCGUUCGACCGCUCACUGUCCUGCCACGCUGGCUGUGUGGCUGACAACCUGCUCUGGGUCUCAGGUGGGGUGACGAACACAGCUCAGUACCAGAAUCGACUGAUGGUGUACGACCCAGAACAGGACCAGUGGUUGGCCCGCAGUCCCAUGUUGCAGAGGCGAGUCUACCACGUCAUGGCGGCGGUGAGGAGGCAGCUCUACGUGCUAGGCGGGAAUGACCUGGACUACAACAACGACCGCAUCCUGGUCCGCCAUAUUGACUCCUACAACAUGGACCUGGACCAAUGGACACGCUGCUCCUUUAGUCUACUCACUGGUCAAAAUGAGUCCGGGGUUGCCGUCCACGAUGACAGGAUCUAUGUGGUUGGAGGAUACUCCAUUUGGACCAAUGAGCCUCUGGCAUGCAUUCAGGUGCUGGAUCUGAGCACAGAAGGGAAGGAAGAAGUUUUUUACGGGCCAACACUGCCAUUCGCCUCCAAUGGGAUAGCUACUUGUUUCCUCCCUGCUCCUUACUUCACCUGCCCAAACCUGCAGACUCUACAAGUACCCCAUCACAGGAUAGGUGCUGUUUAAACCACCUAUGAACAAAAUGUCAGAAAGCAUGGACACCGGAGAAUGGAGGAGCCUGAAACUAAACUCUGGACUGCCAGUAUUUGCAAAUAUAACUGACAAAAAAUGUAACUUGAUCACAGUACUGCCAUCACACUGUCACACUAGUGCACAGAGAUUUCUUGGAGUCCCAAAUGUAAUAACAAUACUUUCCUGAUCUACAAGGGCCAUGUUAUUCUGCAAGCUUCUAGGAACCUGAAAAACAAGCAACUUUCUCAAUAAUACAGCAUAUCUGCAGUAUUUCCCCAAAGACCGAGACUCUGUUCAAGAUGUCCGGUGAAGAUGCGACGAGCAAGGUAAGAACAAAAUAACUCCAGAGGGAUUAUAAUUCCCUAAGAAGACAGGAACAAAAUGCCAAUCCUAUUACCAAUUAAGUGUGGCAAGCAGACAUUAUUGAAUUGCUCAGAUGUCUGUGGGAGUUCAAAGAAACUGUCCUUUUUCUAACCCAUUAUAGGGCUGUAGGAGCUUUUUGCUUGUAUAACAUUUCCAUCAAACCUCUAUAAUCACUUUCAGGCUUGUUUUCAAGAUAUCGACGAAACCCGUUUUUUCUUGACUCGCAUGUACUUUGAAAUUACAGAUUAGGUUAGCAAGUGUCAAGGGCCCGAGGCUGAAGCUCAUCAGUGCAUAAAUGACCGUGUAGUUUUAUUUUUAUUCAAAUAAGGCAAAAAUUAUACAGCAGUGACACACCACCUUAGGAGUGUAUGUUAUGUGAGAUUUUUAUUAUGCUCAGGACCUAAGACUGUUUAUGUUCAAUUGAAUGUCUCGUCACUGUCAUCGUUUGGAGAACUUAUGUUGAAUAUUCUCCAAAGUGUGAAUAUAACAUUAUAAUAACAUUUCCUUAAUGCUGAUUUUCAAAAUAUUUAACUUUGACCAAAACAGAGAAAAUGUGAUACUUGCACUUUCUCCAUCUGUUCAAAACAUGUGUCUGAAAGAAUACAUGUAACAUUUUCAGAAUAAAGAAGCUAAACAAAUAAA
Messenger RNA from Scatophagus argus, 3262 nucleotides. RefSeq names its product kelch-like family member 32 (gene klhl32). Lineage: Eukaryota; Metazoa; Chordata; Actinopteri; Scatophagidae. Gene Ontology annotation, molecular function: protein binding. The transcript is spliced from 11 exons. The record is from RefSeq and is a predicted model, not a curated record. Bases 389 to 2251 code for a protein of 620 amino acids.